AUGAGGAAAUCACCGGCGAUUAUGGCGUCCUUAAUCGUAGGAGAUAAGAUUUUUCACCUUGCGAAUCAUCUGAAAAUCGACCAUAACAAAGUUUUGUACCUGCUUAUCGAAUAUAACUGGAGUAGGCACCAAAUGGAACCUGACAUGUCCAUUCACAAAGCUGUUGUGCUUCUCAACACUCCUCUCAACAAUCAUCCUCCCUAUGAUGGCUUCAACACGGCAAGUAUUGCUAAUUGUCCUGUUUGCCAAAGGGAUACGACGUUUUGGAUGGCAGGCUGCUGCACUGUAUUGAGUGUCUUCAAUCUCCUAUUGAUGAACAGCAAGUCCUUCGUCCUUUGUGCCCACUCUAUCCUAACUUAUUAA
Messenger RNA from Arabis nemorensis, 363 nucleotides. The record is from the annotation of a GenBank genome assembly. NCBI's taxonomy places the organism in Eukaryota, Viridiplantae, Streptophyta, Magnoliopsida, Brassicales, Brassicaceae.